GUGGAUAAGGCGUCGCGGGACGACGAGGGGCGGAGAAACGGCGGCGGCCUUGCUUGUCGGAGGUGGUAAAGCUGCGCCAUUUUGUCCGCACUCGCGUGAGCUCGGUGAUUGGGCUUCGUUGGUCGGCGCUGGAGCCAAUCAGAGGGGAACCGUGCGGCGGAGAAACGAUCGUUGUCGUCGUCGUCGUCAGCAGCAGCAGAGUGAGGUGACGUGGGCAUGGAGCAGUACACCACCACCACCUCCACCACCGGGGAGCAGAUUGUGGUCCAGGCAGCCAGCGGGCAGCUCCAGCAGCAGGGCACAGUGACCGCAGUGCAGCUGCAGACUGAGGCCCAAGUGGCACCGGCCUCUGGCCAGCAGGUGCAGACUCUCCAGGUAGUGCAGGGUCAGCCCCUGAUGGUGCAGGUCAGCGGAGGCCAGCUGAUCACUUCCUCGGGGCAGCCGAUCAUGGUGCAGGCCAUGCCUGGAAGCCAGGGCCAGACCAUUAUGCAGGUGCCUGUAUCAGGGACGCAGGGUCUGCAGCAGAUCCAGCUCGUCCAGCCGGGGCAGAUCCAGCUCCAGGGGGGACAGGCGCUUCAAGUGCAGGGCCAACAAGGUGCCACCCAGCAGAUCAUCAUCCAACAGCCCCAGACGGCCGUCACCGCCGGACAGACCCAGGGCCAGCAGCAGAUCACGGUGCAGGGCCAGCAGGUGGCGCAGACGGCCGAGGGCCAGACUAUUGUAUACCAGCCGGUCAACGCUGACGGCACCAUCCUGCAGCAGGGAAUGAUCACUAUCCCCGCGGCGAGCCUGGCAGGGGCCCAGAUCGUGCAGGCCGGCUCUAACACCAACACCAGCACCAGCGGCCAGGGCACCGUGACAGUCACCCUGCCGGUAUCCGGCAACAUGGUGAAUGCCGGUGGCAUGGUGAUGAUGGUGCCCGGCGGCAACACCGUGCCCUCCAUCCAACGCAUCCCGCUGCCUGGCGCCGAGAUGCUGGAGGAGGAGCCACUCUACGUUAACGCCAAGCAGUACCACCGCAUCCUGAAGCGCCGGCAGGCCCGCGCCAAGCUGGAAGCCGAGGGCAAGAUCCCCAAGGAGCGCAGGGUGAGCAGGGGCGCGGGCAGGAAAUAUCUGCACGAGUCACGACACCGGCAUGCCAUGCAGAGGAAACGCGGUGAUGGCGGCCGCUUCUUCUCACCCAAGGAGAAGGAGGAAAUGGCCCUUGCCCUACAGGGCCAACAGGAUCAAGUCCAAGCUGCGGACGAGACCGUGAACCAGAUCAUCCGUGUGUCGUAACACCAGGCUGCCUGCCUGUGUGUGUGUGUGUGUGUGUGUGAGAGAGAGAGAGAGAGAAUGAGGGGAUUCCCCCAAUGUUGGGCGCUCAACAGCAACUCUGAUUUGUUAUAAGGAAACGUCCCCCGUUUUAGUGAAUGCAGAAUGCUUAUAUUUUUUAUUUUUUGAUUUAAAAUGUGGGCACACUUUAGCUUUUUUUUUUUUUUUUUUUUCCCCCCCUUGCCUCUCCCUCCCUUUUGUAGCUCCCAAAAUCGGUACGGCUGCUAUGUCAGAGUGAUCCAGAACUUGCCCUGAAAUUGAGGAGCUUGCAACCCACUUUACAAAUGAUUUGGUCUGAUCUUCCAAAGAAACAGCAAUCAUCUGAUUUUCAUUUUCGACGUUUUGCCUCUUCAGCUUCUCUGUUUAGGGAGGGAGGAAAAGCUUAAGACCACAAUGCUCAGUAUGUCACGGGAUGCGUGACGGGGUCGUGAUGAAAUUCUACAGAUUUAACGCUAGUGUUAGUGAAAUGUCCUGUACUUGUGUUCCUGUGGUAUUAAGUCUGUGUCAGGGCUGGGAUGGAAGUCUGAGAUCCCGACUUUCUUCAUAGGUGGGGCUUACGUCGUAGGAAAGCAUAGCUGCAGUAACUGGCUAUUUUGUAAUCUUAGUGUUGAAUAGUUUCUCUCUGUAAAGUAUAAUUGUGUAACAUUAGAAUAUUUUUCAGUUCCUCAUUAAAUUAUUUAGUCAGGAGGUUUUGUGUUGAUGGUUUUGCAUGACAGCCCUCCCUUUUUGUAUAAUUUUUUAAAAAUCUUAGUACCCAGUGCUGACAGACACAUGACAGACACACGUGUCUGUUUCAUUCUUCUGUUGUGUGUAGGAUGGGAAGCAAAAACAGUUGUAGAUAAGAUUUUUUUUCUUCUUUCAUUUGUAUUUCUCAUAACACCCUCCCAACCACCAGGCAUGUAAAUGAAAGUGUCCCACAACAAAGUCAGUUAUUAGGGAUUGUGUCCCACACCAUUGGGGGCAAAGAAGCAGCACCACGCCAAUUUGUUUCACAUGUUUUGCAAGUUUGCUUAUUCCUUUUCAUUCUGAGAAGCAAUAACUCUGUGAUUCUAUUGGCAAGGAUUUCUAUCACCUUUUAACCACUCUCAUCUGUAUCUGUCUGAAGCAGUUGUAGAAAAUUACUUUGAACUUUGAAAUUACUUUGCUACAUACCGAAUCACUGGUAGCGGUAGUGUGUUUGCUCAGUAAAUUGGCAAUAUGGCAAGGGCUUUUGCAUGAACUUUGUAAAAAAAAAUAAAAAAAAUAAUGUCACAUGGUGGGUAGGGUAAUGUACAUACAUUUCUAAUGUAUAUUGUAUUGGUUUUUCCUCCAUGCAUGAAUUAGUAGAAUAAAAUGCAGGAUUGUGUACUACAUUCUGCCAUUAAAAGAGCUUUUUUAUUUUAUA
Paramormyrops kingsleyae is the source of this 2698-nucleotide messenger RNA. It is a transcript of the gene nfya, whose product is annotated as nuclear transcription factor Y, alpha. Gene Ontology annotation, molecular function: DNA-binding transcription factor activity; DNA binding. The record is from RefSeq and is a predicted model, not a curated record. Gene Ontology annotation, biological process: regulation of DNA-templated transcription. Gene Ontology annotation, cellular component: CCAAT-binding factor complex. NCBI's taxonomy places the organism in Eukaryota, Metazoa, Chordata, Actinopteri, Osteoglossiformes, Mormyridae.